Messenger RNA from Ostertagia ostertagi, 795 nucleotides. The record is from the annotation of a GenBank genome assembly. Lineage: Eukaryota; Metazoa; Nematoda; Chromadorea; Rhabditida; Trichostrongylidae.
UUCAGCUAUGAGUCACUGGAGGACACAGCGCAGGCGAUCGAACUCUACAGUCAAGCGAAUUCGUUAGCACCAACAGAUCCAGCCAUUUUGGCGCGACUCGCUGCUAUUUAUGAUGCUGAAGGCGACAAGACGCAAGCUUUCCAGAGUAACUACGAUAGCUAUCGCUACUAUCCUUCAAAUCUGAAAGUAAUCGAAUGGAUGGGUGCCUACUACAUCGAUGCACAGUUCUCUGAGAAGGCCGUUAAUUAUUUUGAAAAAGCUUCCAUUAUGCAACCAAACGAAAUCAAAUGGCAGUUGAUGAUGGCAUCAUCGCAUCGACGAGCUGGUAACUACCAAAAAGCAUUGGAAUUGUACAAAAAUAUUCACAAGAAAUUUCCAGCCAAUAUUGAAUGCCUGAAGUUUCUUGUCCGUAUCACCACCGACCUCGGGAUGCCAGAGGCUAAGGAAUACGUGGAAAAGUUGGGCAAGGCGGAACGAGUACGUCAGCUGAAGAUGCAACGAGAAUCUGACAGCAGCCAGGGCAAACGUCACAGUGCUCAAUCAUCGCACAGUCUGCCGCCACCUCAAGGAGGCUCAGGUGAACGUCCCACGUCACUGAACAGCUUACGAAUGUCAAGCGCCAAAUUUGCCUUCGAGGACCAGCCGUUUACCGUUGCUCCGAGAGAUAUGAAAUCAGCUGAUCUCUCCUACGCAGAUCCAGUAGGAGCUGGAGUGGCUAGGCCGAAAACUGGACAGCGGCGACCAAAAACGGAUGAUUCAUUCGAGGAGCUUGACGAUUCACUAUUACCACAGUAG